AGCCCCACCAUGGCGGCGGCGGUGCGCGCCGCGGGCUGUCUGUCUGCGCUGUGCGGCGUGCCGGCGGGACAUUUAUGGUCCAGGCAGCUUUACCUACACUCCUUUCCAGCAGCUUCUGUUUUGGGGUUGAAACCUGUUCUCAACAAUGGCCCGUUGUCAUCACCGGGAAUCGGAGACCACCGUUGUUUCACCAGCUUGGCCCGCGCACUUCAGACGCAGUGCUGGAUUUCUUCUCCCAGUAACCUCAUGGGCCAGCAGUGCAGAGCCUAUAGUUUCUUCACCAAAUUGACAGCAGAUGAGCUGUGGAAAGGUGCUUUAGCAGAGACCGGUGCUGGAGCAAGAAAAGGAAGGGGCAAAAGAACUAAGAAAAAGAGAAGAAAGGAUUUGAACAGGGGUCAGAUCAUUGGAGAAGGGCGUCAUGGCUUCCUAUGGCCUGGGUUGAAUGUCCCUCUUAUGAGAAAUGGAGCCAUGCAGACCAUUUCCCGGAGAAGCAAGGAAGAGCAAGAGAAGGUGGAGGCUGAUAUAAUUCAGCAGAGAGAAGAGUGGGACCGGAAAAGGAAGAUGAAGGUUAAACGAGAACGAGGAUGGAGUGGACACACAUGGGGGGGCGUCAGUCUUGGCCCCCCUGACCCUGGUCCCGAUGGAGAAACAUAUGAGGAUUUUGAUACCAGGAUACUUGAGGUAAGAAAUGUUUUCAAUAUGACCGCAAAAGAGGGAAGAAAGAAAUCAGUCCGUGUCCUGGUUGCCGUGGGCAAUGGCAGAGGCGCUGCAGGUUUUGCCAUUGGGAAAGCCACAGAACGGAUGGACGCUUUUAGGAAAGCAAAGAACAAAGCAGUUCACUAUUUGCAUUACAUAGAACGAUACGAAGACCAUACAAUAUUCCAUGACAUUUCUUUAACGUUUAAAAGGACACAUAUCAAGAUGAAGAAACAACCCAGAGGCUACGGCCUCCGCUGUCACCGGGCCAUCAUCACCAUCUGCCGGCUCAUUGGCAUCAAAGACUUGUACGCCAAGGUCUCGGGGUCCAUCAAUAUGCUCAACCUCACCCGGGGCCUCUUCUAUGGGCUCUCCAGCCAGGAAACCCAUCAGAAGCGGGCUGAUAAGAAGAGUCUCCAUGUUGUGGAAUUCCGGAAGGAAUGUGGCCCUCUGCCCAUCGUGGUUGCCUCCCCACAGGGGGCCUUGAGAGAAGAUCCAGAGCCGGAAUAUGAUGUUCCAGACAUCAAACUGGACUGGGAAGAAAUGAAGGCUUCACAGGGAAUGAAGCGCUCUGUGUGGGCAGGUCUAAAAAGACCUGCCACCUAGGCUGCCCUUUGGCCUUACGUAGCCGCAUGUCUGAUACCGUCCACCACCUCGAGGAGACUCCAUCCUGCAUUGGAAUGCCACUUUUUUUUUUUUUUUUUUUAAGAAAAAGCCAACCGUCUUUAUUUAUAAAUAAAUAAUUGUGACUUUAAUUUCUUGAGCACAUGGUAUAUACCUGUCACUGUGAUCAGAACUUUUUUACAUGCCCUAGUUUAAGACUAUUUUAAGUAUUUAUUUAAACUAGCAAAAGUGAAUGGAUUAGGAAGACAGGGCUUAUAGUCAGACCCAAGAAAAAGCAAUAUUUGAAAUAAUUGCUAUAAUUCUAGUUAAUUUACAUUAACUGAUUCAUUCAAAAUGAAUAUUAGCUUCAUUUUACAGAGCAGUUAAGUAUUUAGUUAUAGUCACACAGCUAGAAAGUAGAGAAAAAUGGGCAAACUGUUGUUUCUGAGUCUGAAAUUCUCUUUGUAUAGUUGAUUAGUGGUUGCCUGGGUAUUGCAUUAUACAUAUACCACUUACCUCCAGUCUGCUGGUGUCUCUUUAAGUCCCUCUAACUUCUCUUAUUUGUUUUAAAAUUUCC
Messenger RNA from Talpa occidentalis (Iberian mole), 1876 nucleotides. It is a transcript of the gene MRPS5, whose product is annotated as mitochondrial ribosomal protein S5. Gene Ontology annotation, molecular function: structural constituent of ribosome; RNA binding. Gene Ontology annotation, biological process: translation. The coding region runs from base 10 to 1302 and encodes 430 amino acids. Gene Ontology annotation, cellular component: ribosome. The transcript has 12 exons. The record is from RefSeq and is a predicted model, not a curated record. Lineage: Eukaryota; Metazoa; Chordata; Mammalia; Eulipotyphla; Talpidae.